This is a messenger RNA of Patiria miniata (bat star), 3779 nucleotides long. RefSeq names its product small G protein signaling modulator 1-like (gene sgsm1). The transcript has 22 exons. Gene Ontology annotation, molecular function: GTPase activator activity. Gene Ontology annotation, biological process: activation of GTPase activity. The coding region runs from base 71 to 3262 and encodes 1063 amino acids. NCBI's taxonomy places the organism in Eukaryota, Metazoa, Echinodermata, Asteroidea, Valvatida, Asterinidae. The record is from RefSeq and is a predicted model, not a curated record.
UGUAAUUUGCCCUGAAGAACGGUAGGAAAUAAAAUCCAAGUUUUAUUUGUGCCCUGACAUAAAAAUCAAGAUGGCGACCGUGACAGCAAGCAGUGAUGAGGAGCUUCAUGAAAAGCUCAUUAGGACCGUUAAAAAAGAGGUCAAGCAAAUUAUGGAAGAGGCAGUCACAAGGAAAUUUGUACAUGAAGACAGUGGAAGUAUCAUCUCAUUAUGUGCUGCCGUGGAUGCGUGUCUUGCGCAAGGGUUGAAGCGUCGCAUCAGUGGACUGUUCAAGGGGAAUCUAACGACAGCAUCGUUACUUAAGCACCUAGCCAAGCAGCAUCCGGAGGUUUCAGAGGUUGCGCACAAAGUGCAGGAGAUUGAAAGUAGACUCGAGGAAGCAAACAAAAAACUCGGCGGCAGUAACAGCAUCAAUGGCGAGAGUCCGAACAAACCACACACCAGCAUCAGAGCCACGCUGCAGCAGCGCCACCUAUGGAUCAGGGUAGCGCUGUUUGAGAAACAGCUGUCUAAGAUCAUUGAGCUUAUCAAUCAGGAGAGCAGUAAAUAUUAUGAGAAGGAAGCAUUAAUGGCUCACCCUGCUGAUGGUCCAAUCAUUGCAUCGCUACUUGUUGGACCCUGUGCGCUAGACUACUCUAAGAUGAAGACUGCAGAUCACUAUUGGACUGAUCCCCCAGCCGAUGAGUUGGUUCAGAGACACAGAAUCCACAGCAUGAAUCCUGGCGUCGUUUCUACUACACCUGCUUCCCCUAAGAGACCUGGUUUACAGCGUUUACCUGGUCACCAGGGGUCAUCAGAUGAUCACAGAGGCACACCCCUCUCCGCCAGAGACUACGUAGAGUCUCUUCAUCAAAAUUCCAGGAGUACUCUGCUGUAUGGCAAGAACAAUGUCUUGGUGCAGCCGAAGGAGGACAUUCAGCACAUUCCAGGCUACCUGUCACUCCAUCAAACAGCCGAGCAUCUGACCAUCAAAUGGACCCCCAAUCAACUCAUGAAUGGAGGGGGCAGCUCAGAAGAUAGCGAGACUGACCCUGAGAAAAGCAUCUACUGGGACUAUGCAGUGACAGUCAAUCUGGAAGACAUCGUGUAUCUUCAUUGCCAUCAGCAACCGGACAGCGGUGGUACCCUAGUCCUAGUCGGUCAAGACGGUGUCCAGUACCCCCCUAUCCAUUUCCCUAAGGGUGGUCAUCUCCUGGCCUUCCUGACCUGUCUUGAGAAUGGCCUCCUCCCCCGCGGUCAGCUAGACCCGCCCCUCUGGUCUCAGCGGGGUAAGGGGAAGGUCCUACCCAAGCUACGCCGUAAGACCUCGCCUCUGAGUGCCAACCAGAAGGAAGGCACGCAGAUCUUUGAAGGAGAGGAGGCGACGGAUUACGUCUUCAGGAUCAUCAAGGCCUUCAAGCCUGAGUAUGUUCCCGAGGACAUGAUCGACCCAAAGCGAAGCAAAUCUGGAGGAUUCCCGUGGCUGUUACGCGACAGCGGGCCUAGGCACUCACUGAUCCGACAGCAAGAGGCUCUAGCCAGUCCUACCAACGCCACCGCAACCACAUCACGUAUCUACUCUCCCUCCUCACCAAAUACUGAAAUACCCAUCAUGACAGCAGCCACAUCAAGGUCCUCAAUCAAGCUGCUGUGUGAUACCAUGAAGAAACAGAUCAUAUCAAGAGCCUUCUAUGGAUGGCUUGCUCACUGUCGCCACCUGCGCACAGUUCGUACACACCUGUCCGGCUUGGUGGAUGCUAACAUCAUUGCCUUGGAUGCAUCGGAGGGGCUCGAUGCUGAGAAAUGGGCCAGGUUCCUGGAGGCUGGAAAGGAGGUGAAUGAAGAAGAGGUGAUGCGUCUGGUGUAUUUUGGAGGCGUGGCUCACGAGAUCAGAAAAGAGGUCUGGCCAUACAUGUUGGGCCACUACAAGUUCGGCUCCACAGAGGAAGAAAGGCGAUCCGUGGACGCCAACACGCGUAUGACGUACGAGCAAAUUGUCGCAGAGUGGAUGGCCGUGGAGGCUAUCAUUAAGCAACGCGACCGUGACACUCAGGCGGCCAAGCUCUCCUCAGAGAACAGCUCGGAGGGUCAGAUCCCUCUUCAGGGUCAUGAUCCUAGCUUGGACAGCGAGGUGUUUGAGCUGGAAGAUGAGGAUAACGAUGAGUAUAUCGAGGCUGGGGAGGUACGGUCGAUGGGAAACGGGGAGGACUUGUCACAAGAACAACGCGAGAUGAUCCGCAAGGAGGAGUACGUGGUCAUCGAAUGCCGAAGCCCACAGGAGAAAGAGGAACGCCAUCACUUGAAGCACAAACACAGCGACACGUCGGUAGACGAGGGCAUGGGGGCCAGUAUCGCUAGCUCAUCAAGCGUCAAGUCUCGGGAUAGUCUCAAGCACGCGAGCACCACGUGCAGCGAGGAAGGAGAAGUGAGAGUGGAGCUUUGCAACGGAGACGACGUCCCCCCAGCAGAGGACCAAACCACGCCCACAGAGGAGGUGAAAGAAAUCGAGGAAGACUUAGUGCCGAAGGGGAAAUGUCUGAAGAUAACGGAUACGCUGUCGGCAGAGACUAUGGCCGUGUCGCCUGCAUCGUCCAAUGGAGGAGUGUACACGACCGAGCUCUUGGACACAUUCAGCUUAAACCUGCACCGUGUCGACAAGGAUGUGCAACGAUGUGAUCGCAACUACCAUUACUUCAACGCGGCUAACCUGGAGAAACUGCGUAAUAUCAUGUGCAGUUAUGUCUGGGAGCAUCUGGAGGUUGGCUAUGUGCAGGGGAUGUGUGAUCUGGUAGCUCCCCUGCUUGUCAUCAUUGAUGACGAGGCUAAGACGUACAGCUGCUUCUGUGAAUUGAUGAAACGUAUGAGUAAGAACUUCCCCCAUGGAGGUGCUAUGGAUACACACUUUGCCAACAUGAGAUCUCUCAUACAGAUCCUGGAUUCGGAGAUAUUUGAGUUGAUGCAUCAGAACGGAGACUACACUCACUUCUACUUCUGCUAUCGGUGGUUCCUGCUGGACUUCAAGCGAGAGCUGGUCUACGACGACACCUUUGUGGUUUGGGAGACUAUCUGGGCGGCUAAGCACUGUGCUUCCAGAGACUUUGUGCUGUUCAUUGCGUUGGCCUUGGUGGAGUACUACAGGGAUAUCAUAUUGGACAACAACAUGGACUUCACGGACAUCAUCAAGUUCUUUAAUGAAAUGGCGGAGAGACAUGACGCCAAGGCGAUCCUGAAGGUUGCCAGAGACUUGGUGUACAGGGUUCAGACGCUGAUUGAGAACAAGUAAACACAACAAGGCAGAGUUUGCACCAGGUAAAUCGCUAAUCUGCUGUGAAGUUGUCAAUGAUACACAUGAAACAGUUGUAGACUCCACGCACUAGUACCACCCAAAGGGUGACACACAGAGAGAUAUAACAGACCCUUGAAUGCCAUGGAAACUGUUCACUUGGGCCCAUCAUUAGACAUAAUUCUUGGUGAAAUCUUUGAUUCCUGUCAGAAAUAAGCUUGUUUUGCAAAAGGCAACUGACAUUCCAACAUGUGUAGCUGCAAGUGAUCUGACAAAUUCUUGAAAUCUUUUGCAGGCGUAUGUGUACAUUCCUACACUUCAUGAGAAGCUUUUUCGCAAUGAUACUAUCAUCCUACCCACCUGGAUUCCCUAGCUAAACUACCUCUAUACCAUGUCUUCUCAAGUGUGCCCCUCACCCCUCACCCUACCCCAUACUGUUUUCCCUCACCCUUUCCCCUUCCCCACCCCUUGCCCUACCCCUUACCCUUUCCACCCCUACCUCUUCUGCAGUGUUGUA